GAGAGAGAAGUAUUUAGGCACGGCAAAUUUCAGAUAGAAAUGAGCGAGUUGACAGACAAAGCUCCUUCCAUCUCUGUGUCUGUCUCUGCUCACCAGCCCUAACGAUGAUUUAAUCCCAAAACUGCAAAAGAAGUUACAGCUUUUAGGCCCAAAUCUCUGUUCUUACAUGAAAUAGAGUUGGGUGUUUUUCAGGUUUUGGAGAAAUGGUUGUUUUUAAGGUUUGGAGGAGAUGGUUGUGAAACUUUGAGAGUUGUGUUGUUUGGUUAAAAGGGUUUGCAGUGGAAGAAGGAGGAGGUUGGGAAAUAGGGUUUUUGAAUUAGAUAAUUUUGAAGGAAGAACAGGUUAAUUUUUAGAUUUGGAUGAUAAGGCUGGGAGACUUUGCAUAGUUUGCUGUUUGUUUGAAAGGGCUUUUUGGAAUGGAAGGAGGGUCAGGUUACAACUCUGUUCCUUCUUCAACCUCUUCUGAUAAGUCCAGAGUUUUGGAUGUGAAGCCUUUGCGUUGUUUGAAACCAGUGUUCUCAAGUACGCCUCAAGGUUCUCCCUUUGUGUGUGCCCCGCCCAAUGGCCCUUUCCCUCCUGGGUUUACGCCAUUUUACCCAUUUAGUGUGCAACAAGGAUCUCAAGCCUCACCUGAUCUCAACCACCAGAAUCCUGCCCCAAUGCAGACGCCAGUGGGUCAUAUGCCGGCUCCACUUCGGGCAUUCCGAAGCCAGCAACCAUCUGAAUUCUCGGGGUCCUUUAAUGGAGACGCUGGGAAUGAUGAUGGUUAUUCUAGUGGUAAAAAACGUGCGGGUCCUCACUUGCGUGGCUCCAACUCAUACCAAAAGAAAAAGAAUAAAUCUGCUCUCUCUGUUGUUGCUAGCAAAGGGGCUGGUACAAGUUUUGUUGUUGAUAUUAGUCCAGUACUAAGGGAUGACGGUAACAGGGAAGUGUAUAAUCUGGUGCUUAUGAGAUUUGAUGCGAUUCGGAGGAGGCUCAGCCAGAUUGAAGAUGCCAAGGAGAGAAGCACUGGGAUUAAGCGUGCAGAUUUAAAAGCUGGGAAUAUUUUGAUGAGCAAAGGGAUCCGGACGAACAUGAGGAGGAGGAUUGGAGCUCUGCCUGGAGUUGAGAUUGGGGACAUCUUCUUUUUUCGUCUUGAAUUGUGUGUGGUGGGACUACAUGCUCAGUCUAUGGGUGGAAUUGACUAUAUGGUUCUCAAGGAUGAUAUGGAAGAAGAGCCAGUGGCUCUGAGCAUUGUUUCAUCUGAAGGAUAUGAUGAUGAUGCAGAUGAUGGGAAUGUUCUGAUUUAUAGUGGUCAGGGUGGGAAUUUUGGAAAGAAAGACAAACAGGCAUCUGAUCAGAAGCUUGAAAGGGGUAACCUCGCUUUGGAGAGAAGCUUUCGUCGGGGCAAUGAGAUAAGAGUCAUUCGGGGUAUCAAAGAUGCUGUUAAUCCAUCAUCAAAGAUCUAUGUCUAUGAUGGCCUUUACAAAAUCCAGGAGUCGUGGUCUGAGAGCAAAUCUGGUUGCAAUAUAUUCAAGUACAAAUUUGUGAGGAUGCCAGGGCAGCCUGGUGCCUUUUCCAUUUGGAGAUCAAUUCAGAAGUGGAAGGAAGGCUUCUCUUCAAGGGGUGGACUUAUUCUUCCAGACUUGACUUCUGGGGCCGAAAAUACACCUGUUUCACUUGUAAAUGAUGUUGAUGAAGAGAAGGGCCCUGCUUAUUUCACUUAUUUUCCCACUCUCAAGUAUUCAAAAUCAUUCAACUUAGCACAGCCUUCGUUUGGUUGUAACUGCCGUAAUGCAUGCCAACCAGGUGAUCCCAACUGCUCUUGUGUUACGAAUAAUGGAGGUGAUUUUCCAUAUACCACCAACGGGAUUCUUGUGAGCAGAAAGCCUUUGAUAUAUGAAUGUGGUCCUACAUGUCCUUGCUUUCCCAACUGCAAAAACAGAGUGUCCCAGAUGCCUUUGAAAGUUCACUUGGAAGUAUUUAAAACGACGGAUAGGGGUUGGGGCCUGCGGUCAUGGGAUCCUAUUCGUGCUGGUACUUUUAUAUGUGAGUAUGCAGGUGAAGUUAUUGACAAAGCUAAGGUAAAGCCAGGUGGGGAGGAAGGUGAAAAUGAUGAGUUUGUUUUUGAUACAACCCGUGUUUAUGAUUCAUUCAAGUGGAAUUAUGAACCCGGGUUAUUGGAUGAGGAAAGAUCUAAUGAUUCUGAUGAGAAUUACGAAAUUGCAUCUCCCCUAGUCAUAAGUGCCAAGCAUGUCGGAAAUGUAGCACGAUUUAUGAAUCAUAGCUGCUCACCAAGUGUUUUCUGGCAACCAGUUUUAUAUGAACACAAUAAUCAAUCCUUUCUUCAUAUUGCAUUUUUUGCAAUUAGACAUAUACCCCCUAUGACAGAGUUGACUUAUGAUUAUGGGGUUGCCCGCUCUAAUGAGGCUGAGGGUAACAUCACACUCAAUAGGAAAAAGAAAUGCUUAUGUGGAUCAUCAAACUGCCGUGGUUAUUUUGGUUAGUGUUUUAAGGUAUGCAUGCCAGCAGAAAAGCAUGGUGCCGGCAAACAUGGUCCUGGCUAAAAGUGUAACAGCAACACUGGUGAGGGUUAACAACAUGCUUGUCUGGGGUCAGUUCCAGCCAAAGCUCAUGUUAAGUGGCCCUGCAUUUUCCUUUUUGCAACCCAGUUUGUAGCUAGUAAAAAUAUUUGCUGUAAGGUUUAUCCUCCAGGAUUAGUGGUGCUUUGCUUUCAAAUCGUGUAUGAUUUCACUAGUGAAGUUCCUUUUUGGUUCAUAUAGGAUUAUCAAUCCAAGUAGAAUGGCCAUGGCUGUCACCCUCUAUAAACUUCCUUUGUAGUAUCUGUAACUUUUGUCAUGUGAUCUAACUUUUGACUAAGAAGUCUGUUGUUGUA
This is a messenger RNA of Alnus glutinosa, 2875 nucleotides long. Its product is annotated as histone-lysine N-methyltransferase, H3 lysine-9 specific SUVH1-like. The record is from RefSeq and is a predicted model, not a curated record. Lineage: Eukaryota; Viridiplantae; Streptophyta; Magnoliopsida; Fagales; Betulaceae. Gene Ontology annotation, cellular component: nucleus. The transcript has 3 exons. The coding region runs from base 417 to 2486 and encodes 689 amino acids. Gene Ontology annotation, molecular function: protein binding; zinc ion binding; histone methyltransferase activity.